This is a messenger RNA of Hemicordylus capensis (graceful crag lizard), 4552 nucleotides long. Its product is annotated as mothers against decapentaplegic homolog 4-like. The transcript is spliced from 14 exons. Gene Ontology annotation, molecular function: I-SMAD binding; DNA-binding transcription factor activity, RNA polymerase II-specific; RNA polymerase II cis-regulatory region sequence-specific DNA binding. Gene Ontology annotation, biological process: BMP signaling pathway; anatomical structure morphogenesis; regulation of transcription by RNA polymerase II. Gene Ontology annotation, cellular component: heteromeric SMAD protein complex. The record is from RefSeq and is a predicted model, not a curated record. Lineage: Eukaryota; Metazoa; Chordata; Lepidosauria; Squamata; Cordylidae. Bases 332 to 2149 code for a protein of 605 amino acids.
AAGAGGGGGCUGAGAGAGACUCCUAUCACGUCGUCCCACAAGUCACCUUUUCCCCCCCUGAACGGAAGCCGCAGAUAUUGUGGCCUUGCCUCAUAAGGAAGGUGCUCCAGGCCCCUGAUCAUCUUGGCCGCCCUCUUCGGCCCCUUUUCCAGCCGGACAAUGCCCCACAGGAUGCUGGACGGCGGGAUGGGCCUUGGGCCUGAUCUUGUGUUCUGAAAGCAAACAAGUUGCAAAGCGAAGGUGGAGCAGCGAAACGUGGGGGGGUUGGAUCAGGAAGGAGCACCAGCGCCUCCAUGAGGGAUGAGCCGGUGAAAAUCGAUUGACAGAUUUCAUGACAGAAGGAAAAAAGAAGCCUCUCCUCCGGACAACACAGGGUUACUGGAACUCUCUGCCACAAGAUCUAGCGAUGGCUACCAACUCAGGGAACCUCGUCAUGUCCCUCAACCAGCCCAGCAGCAACGACGCUUGCCUGAGCAUCGUCCACAGCUUGAUGUGCCACCGGCAGGGUGGCGAGAACGAGUCCUUUGCCAAACGGGCCAUCGAGAGCUUGGUGAAGAAGCUGAAGGAGAAGAAGGACGAGCUGGACUCGCUCAUCACGGCCAUCACCACCAACGGUGCCCACCCCAGCAAGUGUGUCACCAUCCAGCGCACACUGGACGGACGCCUGCAGGUGGCAGGGCGCAAGGGUUUCCCCCACGUGAUCUACGCCCGUCUCUGGCGCUGGCCGGACUUGCACAAAAACGAGCUGAAGCACGUCAAAUUCUGCCAGUUUGCCUUUGACCUCAAGUAUGACAGCGUCUGCGUCAACCCCUACCACUACGAGAGGGUGGUCUCACCCAGCAUCGGACUGAAUAUCCAGAAUACAGGACCUCCUGGCCGGCUGGUGAAAGAGGAAUUUGUCCCUGACUGUAUCCAGAUGGAGGUCCAGGCUCCCCCUCCGGCUGACCACCUGGGUCCUGGGAUCAAGUCCAGCCACCCUCAAGGAGAGCCGUACCAGUCCUUGUCGCCCCUGCCUCUGCCUGAGCCCUCUCACCCUGCUGCUGUCAUCUAUCCUGCACUGCCUCUGUCACCCCCAGGGCCUCCCGGGGGGCACCUCCUCUCCCUCUUGCGUGGCGAGAGCCUUCUCCAGAUCUCCACCGCCUCACACCCUGCUGCCUCUUCCCCGGCUCCUCCCGGGUCCCAGCAAAACGGCUGUGCCUCCAAGCUGGCUUACCAGAGGCCUUUGCAGGACCCGGCGACGGGGUGGGCCGGAAAUGGCAGCGCCACUAGCUACACCUCUGGAGGACGGCCUCAGCAGCAACCCACCCCGCCUCCACUUCCCAGCUCCCCGCCACAGCAGAACGGACGGAAUCACCCACAGCUGUCGCACCACCCCACAAACCAUUACUGGCCGACCAACCACCACAGCGCGUCUCCCUAUCCACAGCCCGUCUCCAGCCACCCUGGCCCUGAGUUCUGGUGUUCGAUUGCCUACUUUGAGAUGGACGUGCAGGUGGGCGAGAUCUUCAAGGUGCCCUCCAAUUGCCCCGUGGUCACCGUGGACGGCUACGUGGACCCCUCUGGCGGGGACCGUUUCUGCCUGGGACAGCUUUCCAACGUCCACCGCACAGAUGCCAGCGAACGUGCCAGAUUGCACAUCGGGAAGGGGGUGCAGUUGCAGUGCAGGGGCGAAGGUGAUGUCUGGAUGCGGUGCCUGAGCGACCACGCCGUCUUCGUGCAGAGCUACUACCUGGACCGGGAGGCCGGGCGGGCGCCGGGCGAUGCCGUGCAUAAGAUCUACCCGGGCGCCUACAUCAAGGUAUUUGACCUCCGUCAGUGUCACCGCCAGAUGCACCAGCAAGCCGCCACAGCCCAAGCGGCAGCCGCUGCGCAGGCAGCUGCCGUGUCUGGGAACAUCCCUGGGCCCGGUUCAGUGGGAGGCAUUGCGCCUGCAGUUGGCCUCUCGGCGGCGGCCGGCAUCGGCGUGGACGACCUCCGGCGUCUCUGCAUCUUGCGGCUCAGCUUCGUGAAGGGCUGGGGCCCGGACUACCCGCGCCAAAGCAUCAAGCACACCCCUUGCUGGAUCGAGGUGCACCUUCACCGGGCGCUUCAGCUCCUGGACGAGGUCCUGCACACCAUGCCCCUGGUGGAUCCGGCCCCCAUCAACUAGCCCAGCUCUCUCUCUCGAGGAAGACGCUGGUUCUUACCGAAUAGCGAGUUCGGGGCCGGGAGGGGGCUUCCCGCGUUGGGAAAGAGACUCUGAGGGUCAGAGCCUGAGAAACUCCCCACCACCACCCCAGGCUUGUGAAGGGCGAGUCGGCAGCGACAAUUUCCCACGGCCCUAAGAGGGCCCCAGACGGUAGAUUCCUCCCCAGACCUUUCAGGAUCCAGAGACAUGCCCCAUUGGAAGAGCAGCAGUGGGGCCGGCUGAUCAGCAAGGAGGCCUCUUCCCCCUCUGGCUGUCAAGCCACCCGUCCCGACUGCCUCUUCCUUCCACUGCCAGCGGCGUCACUCCGAAGCGGCAAGGAUCUCCACGGCGGCUGGCCCAAGACGUUGAGAACUGCUGGUGGAUGCCGCGGCCGACCCCAGCGCUCCGAAACGCUCCUCCGAAGCAACCGGUGGAGAUCUGUCCUUAUGCUUUAAAUGUCCAUCAAAAGCCAAAUAAUGGAAAAUGCCAAAAACAAGACCACAGAACCCCACCCCACCCUUUGGGCAGUUGCUGUUUGCAGGUCGUCCGCUUGGAGCCAGAUCUAGCCCGCGUACAGCUGUUUGUUGGUCAGCUCUUCCACUUGGCCGGAGUAAUGUGUAGAUACUUUUUUAAAAGUGCGGGGGAAGUGCCAGUUGUGGAAUUCAGGUGUAGAAUUUAGAUUCUGGGGAAACUCUUUAUUUUUAAAAAAAGAAGCAAGUUUCUAGUCCUUCAGGUUGCAGAGAGAAGGUUUAAAGCGUCUAGGCAACCCCUGCGGAACUCUCAAGGAUUAGAAGCUGGGUUUCAUUCCGUGCCUCUCACCGUGAUUGGCGGAACUGGGAUAGAUUAUGCAAAAUGCGGCAGGUGAGAGAUGGCCGAAUCAGUGAUGCAAAGGAAGAGAGAUUCUGCUAAUUUGCAUAAUGUAUACAUGUUGCAGAAACGGAGAGAUGAGCAGAGGGGAUUCUGUAGCUAUGCCCAAAUUAGGUGCACUGGCUGGUCUCAGGGCCACCUUCUCUCUCUGUCUGUUGACACUUGCUUGACAGGCACAAAUCCAGCAUGUGCAGCUUUUUAUCCCCCUCGGCAUGAAAAUGAGGUGAAGGGGCUGUGUUUCUGUUGAAUUUCUACUUAUUAGGAACAUAGGAAGCUGCCUUCUACUGAGUCAGACCAUCUAGCUCAGUAUUGUCUACCCAGACUGGCAGCGGCUUCUCUAAGGCUGCAGGCGGGAGUCUCUCUCAGCUCUAUCUGGAGAUAUCAGAGAGGGAACUUGGGAACUUCCUCAUGCAAGCCGGCAGGUGCACUUCCCAGAGCGGCUCCAUCUCCUAUGGGGAAUAUCUCACAGUGCUCACGUGUGUGGUCUCCCAUUCAAAUGCAAACCAGGGUAGACCCUGCUUAGCAAAGGGGGCCAUUCAUGCUUCCUGCCACAAGACCAGUUCUCCCUGCUUAUCGUGAAGCCAGAAAAUGCCAUCUCGAGUGGCUGCCUGGCUGCCUUUCCUUUUAAACCAGAAAUUCAGCUAGGGAAGCACAGACCUCUGGGUCUGCUCCUUGUGAGGAUGCCAGAGGAGAAGGAAUCUGGCCCCUGCUGCAUCUGUGCCCGGCUCUUUUAAAAAGUGCAACAGCCCUGCAAGGUGGGGGAAAGGUAAAGCGGCCUUGGUUCAGUCCUUUGCUGUGAAAUCCCAGCGCCCUCUUGUGGAUUCCUGGGUUAUUGCACCUUUCUGUCCAUCUGGGGCAUCCUCAGGAGCCACGGUAUAAAUGUGGGUGCACAGUUCCAGGGCACCUAGUCUAGAUGCCGGGUGGGUGCUGAAGCACAUUAGUAAGGGCACAGGUAUUUUUGUGGUGGCACCCCACAACGGAUCCCCUCCUGCCAGCAGGGAGCCCACCCCACGCACUGUGGGAAAUGCACUGAACCUGCCCCACAACCGGCCAUUUUUAUAUGGAGGGGUGUGUGUGCAGCAUAUGGCUGUGCCGAUCUGCCAAGCGGUGCCAUUCUGGCAGGAUGCCAGAUCUUGCUUCUAGGGCUGCCAGGGUUGCAAGUAGCCCUUGUAGCUGCACCUUUGACAUCCAGCUUGGUGCUUGUGUUUAUUUCCGUGCCGUCAAAAGCAUGGUUUUUGCUGACAGAGCUGUCGGGCAUAGGAGCAGGCUCGGCUAGGUUUCUUCCCUGGCCAGAUGGCAACGCUAUAGUAGCUGGCACUGUGAAGGGCGGGCAAGCCUACCUCGGAAGACUGAUGCCUGCACACAGCAACCAGCCUUUGCCAGCGUUAAGGAUCGGGUUGAUUUUCUCAACCGCCCCCUGUAACUAGCACUUAACUUAAACUUCCUCCUUUGGUGUUCAUGCCUUGGUUGUUGUUGUUUUUUAAUAACCAUUAUUUAAAAUGAGAAUUUGUUUUCCCA